Molecule: messenger RNA, 6111 nt
Organism: Chenopodium quinoa (quinoa)
Lineage: Eukaryota; Viridiplantae; Streptophyta; Magnoliopsida; Caryophyllales; Amaranthaceae
Product: brefeldin A-inhibited guanine nucleotide-exchange protein 5-like
Exons: 33
Coding region: 317-5662 (1781 amino acids)
Biological process (GO): regulation of ARF protein signal transduction
Cellular component (GO): trans-Golgi network
Molecular function (GO): guanyl-nucleotide exchange factor activity
Source: RefSeq, a predicted model, not a curated record
AUCUGCAACUAAAUCUAAAAUUAAGCUCUAUUACCUCCAUUUCUCUCUCUCCUCACUCUUUGAAUCUUCAUUCAUACUCACGACUUUCUUCAAUCCCAUCACCAUACCACGGCGAAUUUCACCGGAUACCACCCAAAAAACCACCGCAUUCAAAUUCUUCAAACCCCAUUUUUCUCGGAUCUUCCAUUUUUGAUUCUUUGACCCUUUGAUCUCAACUGGGGGUUUCCCCUAAUUUCAUUUCAUCCCAAUUUUUUUGGAAGAAAUUAAGAAGGAAGAAGAUCAAUCAACCCAUCUUUGAAUUGCGCAGCUGCCUUUAAUGGCGGGUGCUGCGGGUGGGUUUGUGACUCGGGCAUUUGAGUCUAUGCUCAAGGAAUGUUCAGCCAAAAAGCUUACUUCACUUCAAUCUGCAAUUCAAUCUUAUCUGGAUGGGAUUAAAGAAGGGAAUCAGCAAACCCAUGUGGAGGAGAAGGCUCAAUCAGUGCCAGCGCCAGCCGCGGCCGAAGCUCCGAAGAGUGAACAUGGUUCUGACGAAGGUGUUGACAUUGAAAAUGUGAAGCCUGAUGAAUCUCAUGGACAAACUUCUGAGGGGGAACAACAAGCUGAGACAUCAGCACGGAUGAAUAUUUCAAUUGCAACAGCCUUGUCCAAUACAGGACAGACUUUAGAAGGAGCUGAAGCUGAGCUUGUUCUAAACCCACUUCGACUUGCGUUUGAGACAAAAAAUAUAAAAGUUGUAGAAUUGGCAUUAGAUUGUCUUCAUAAACUUAUUGCCUAUGACCAUUUGGAGGGUGAUCCUGGUAUAGAUGGUGGAAAAAAUGCGCCUCUGUUUGCCGAAAUCCUAAACAUAGUUUGCAGUUGCGUUGAUAAUUCAUCCUUAGACAGUACUGUUUUGCAAGUAUUGAAAGUGCUCUUGACAGCUGUAGCAUCUGCAAAGUUUAGAGUGCAUGGGGAAUCAUUGCUGGGAGUUAUUAGAGUUUGUUACAAUAUUGCUCUGAACAGCAAAAGCCCUGUUAAUCAAGCAACGUCAAAGGCAAUGUUGACCCAAAUGAUCAACAUCAUAUUUCGUAGAAUGGAGUCUGAUUCGAGUAUCAAUAAUGUCUCUAAGGAGAUUCAAGAUCGUAGUCCAACCUCUUCUGAUACACAUUCAGAAGAUAAAUCUACUAGCAGUUCACAAAAAAGUGGAGAAGCCUGCUCUGUGGAUGACCAAAGUGAGAAAGAGAUGACACUAGGAGAUGCACUUUCUCAAAAUCCAGUUAAAGACGAAUCUAUUGCAUCUGUUGAGGAACUCCAAAAUCUUGCUGGUGGUGCUGAUAUAAAGGGUUUAGAGGCUAUGCUUGACAAGGCAGUGCAUCUUGAAGAUGGGAAUAAGACAAAACAUGGUAUGGAUCUCGAGAGCAUGAGUAUUGGGCAUCGUGAUGCCCUUUUGCUAUUCCGCACCCUUUGUAAGAUGGGUAUGAAGGAAGACAAUGAUGUAAUUGCUACAAAGACACGCAUUUUGUCCCUAGAGCUUCUGCAGGGGUUACUGGAAGGUGUCAGCCAUGCAUUUACUAAAAACUUCCAUUUCAUUGACUCAGUGAAAGCAUAUCUUUCCUAUACUUUGUUGCGGGCAUGUGUCUCACCAUCCCCUGUUAUCUUCCAGCAUGCAGCCGGAAUAUUUGCGGUAUUAUUGUUACGGUUUAGGGAGAGUCUUAAGGGUGAGAUAGGGAUCUUCUUUCCCUUGUUAGUGCUAAGGUACUUGGAUAAUGCAGAAUGUCCACCUAACCAGAGGUUAAGUGUACUUAGGAUGCUUGAAAAGGUGUGCAAGGAUCCACAGAUGCUUGUGGACAUAUAUGUUAAUUAUGAUUGUGACCUUGAUGCACCAAACCUUUUUGAACGCAUGGUCACAAUUUUGUCAAAAAUAUCUCAAGGGAUUCAAGCAUCAGAUCCAAAUUCUGUUGCUGCUUCUCAAAAUGCAUCAGUCAAGGGCUCUUCACUGCAGUGCCUUGUAAAUGUAAUUAAAUCGUUGGUUGAUUGGGAGAAGUUACUUAAAGAAUCAGAAAAGCGGAAUUCCCCUGAUGAUGAGAUUUCUGGCAAAGAUUCGGUCAGAAUAGAAAAUAGAGAGGACUUUUCUAGUGAUAUUGAGAAGGCAAAGGCUCAUAAAUCCACCGUGGAAGCAGCAAUAUCCCUGUUCAAUAGGCAGCCCAGCAAGGGUGUGGAGUAUCUAAUAUCUAACAAGCUGGUGGAGAAUACACCUGUUUCUGUUGCAGAAUUUUUGAAAAAUACAUCCAACUUAAACAAGGCUAUGAUUGGUGAUUACUUAGGCCAACAUGAGGAAUUCCCUCUGUCUGUUAUGCAUGCUUACGUUGAUUCCAUGAAUUUUUCGGGAAUGCCUUUUGGUACUGCGAUAAGAGAAUUUCUUAAUGGAUUUAGACUUCCUGGAGAAGCUCAAAAGAUUGACCGUAUUAUGGAAAAAUUUGCUGAACGCUAUUGUGCAGACAAUCCAUCUUUAUUUAAGAAUGCGGAUACAGCUUAUGUUCUUGCCUAUGCAGUCAUUAUGCUGAACACAGAUGCUCAUAAUCCUGUGGUGCCAACCAAAAUGUCGAAGGCUGAUUUUGUACGUAUGAAUACUAUGACUGAUGCAGAAGAGACUGCACCUCAGGAGCUCUUAGAAGAGAUAUAUGAUUCUAUUGUAAAAGAAGAAAUUAAAAUGAAAGAUGAUCUGUCUAGCAUUGGUAAGAAUAGCAGACAGAAACCUGAAGCUGAAGAUAGAGGGCGCCUGGUCAGCAUCCUUAAUUUGGCUCUUCCUAGGAGUUCUUCAACAGAAUCAAAAUCUGAGACUGCUGCUAUAGUUAAGAAAACGCAAGCCAUAUUCAGAAGUAAGGCUGCAGAAAGGGGGGUUUUCCAUACCUCACAGAAAAUUGAACACAUAAGGCCCAUGGUUGAAGCUGUAGGAUGGCCUUUACUUGCUGCAUUUUCAGUUAUAAUGGAGGAAGGAGAUAAUAAGUCAAAGGUUCUGGCAUGCAUGGAGGGAUUUAAGUCCGGAAUUCACAUUACUCAUGUCUUAGGAAUGAAUACAAUGCGUUAUGCCUUUUUAACAUCAUUAGUCAGGUUCACAUUCUUGCAUGCACCUAAGGAAAUGCGGAGCAAAAAUGUUGAAGCUUUGCGGACUUUGCUAGCAUUAUGUGAGUCUGAUACUGAUUCUCUUGAGGACACAUGGAAUGCUGUUCUGGAAUGCAUUUCUAGACUAGAGUAUAUCACCUCAAAUCCUGCUAUAGCUGCAACUGUGAUGCUUGGAUCAAAUCAAAUAUCUAGGGAUGGACUUCUUCAAUCUCUUAGGGAAUUGGCAGGAAAACCUACGGAGCAAGUAUUUUUGAACAGUGUUAGGUUGCCAAGUAGUGCGAUAGUUGAGUUUUUUACAGCCCUUUGUGGCGUAUCUGCAGAAGAACUAAAACAAACACCAGCUCGUGUUUUUAGCUUACAGAAACUCGUUGAAAUAAGCUAUUACAACAUGGCCCGCAUACGUAUGGUGUGGGCUAGAAUAUGGUCUGUCCUUGCCAAUCACUUUAUUUCUGCUGGAAGUCAUCAUGACGAGAAGGUGGCAAUGUAUGCUAUUGAUUCUCUAAGACAACUUGGUAUGAAGUACUUAGAACGUGAGGAGCUCGCCAACUUUACAUUCCAAAAUGACAUAUUGAAGCCUUUUGUUGUCCUUAUGCGGAAUAGUAGAAGUGAAUCCACGAGAAGGCUCAUUGUUGAUUGUAUUGUUCAGAUGAUAAAAUCAAAGGUGGGAAGCAUAAAGUCAGGUUGGCGAAGUGUCUUUAUGAUUUUUACUGCUGCUGCAGAUGAUGAAUCAGAACCCAUUGUUGAAAGUGCAUUUGAAAAUGUGGAGCAGGUGAUCUUAGAACAUUUUGAUCAAGUUGUUGGGGAUUGCUUUAUGGACUGUGUCAACUGUCUUAUUGGGUUUGCCAACAAUAAAACCUCCCAUCGCAUAAGUCUGAAGGCUAUUGCACUAUUGCGUAUUUGUGAAGACCGACUUGCAGAGGGUCUUGUGCCUGGCGGUUCUCUAAAGCCUAUUGAUGUUAAUGCGGAUGAAAGUUUUGAUGUGACUGAACAUUACUGGUUCCCAAUGCUGGCUGGCUUAUCAGAUCUUACUUCAGAUCCAAGAGCUGAGGUCAGAAAUUGUGCACUAGAAGUUCUUUUUGAUCUAUUAAAUGAGAGGGGUAGCAAGUUCUCUCCAUCUUUCUGGGAGAGUAUUUUUCGCCGAGUCCUUUUUCCUAUCUUUGAUCAUGUAAGGCAUGCUGGAAAGGAGACUGCUUCUGAUGAUGAGUGGCUCUAUGAAACCUGCAUUCACUCACUCCAGCUGCUGUGUAACCUUUUCAACACUUUUUACAAGGAAGUAUCUUUUAUGCUGCCACCAUUGCUUAGCUUACUGCUGGAUUGCGCCAAGAAGACCGACCAAUCAGUAGUAUCUAUAGCACUUGGUGCACUUGUACAUCUCAUUGAAGUUGGCGGACAUCAGUUCAGUGAUACUGAUUGGGACACUUUAUUAAAAAGCAUAAGAGAUGCUUCAUACACUACACAACCACUUGAACUGCUGAAUGAUUUGGGUUUCAAACAAUCAAAUACACCUAAACAUCUGGGGGAUUCGAAGACUGAUGUAGGUGAUGGGGUGUCUGUUAAUUCCAUUGGCCAUGAGUCUGUGGAUAGCAGACAGAUAGAUGGUGAUAAAGGGGACACUAAUAGUGCUAUCUUGCAUUCAGAAGUAUCUGAAGGAUUACCAUCACCGUCUCAGAAGUCCACUGAUUCUGGGGAUCAGCAGAGGAAUCAGAGCUUUAGUCAAAGAAUAAUGGGCAAUGUGAUGGAAAAUCGUUUUCUCAGAAGCUUCACUUCCAAGGCAAAAUACGACGAAGUUGAUGUUGCUGUGCAAUCUCAAACAGAGUUGCCUGAAACAGUAGAGUUUGAUACAAAGGACGAAGCGGAAAGCCUAUUGUUAACAACGAUUAGGGGUAAAUGCAUCACCCAGUUGUUGCUUCUCGGUGCAAUAGAUAGUAUUCAGAAAUUUUUUUGGCCCAAGUUAAAAGCCCAGCAGAAGGUCACCAUCAUGGAUAUUUUGCUAUCAAUAUUGGAUUUUGCUGCUUCAUAUAAUUCAUAUCCUAACCUUCGAUUGCGCAUGCGCCAUAUUCCUGUGGGAAGGCCUCCAUUGAACCUUCUACGCCAGGAAUUGGCAAGCACCUGUAUUUACAUGGAUAUAUUACAUAAAACCACCUCAGAACUUGAUACUACCGCAGAGAACAAUCUUGAAACAAGUGACAUUCAGGUUUCAAAUGUGUCCACAGCUGAGAGUGACCUAAAUACAAGGGCCUAUUCUUCUGCAGAUGAGAAUCUUGGCCGGGUAGCAGAAGAGAAACUCGUAUCAUUUUGCGGGCAUAUGCUGAAAGAGGCGUCUGAUUUUCAGUCUGCUGUUGGUGAGACUACUGAUGUGGAAAUUCAUCGGGUGUUAGAGUUGCGUUCUCCUGUAAUUGUGAGGGUCAUAAAAGGCAUGUCCUCUAUGAAUAGUCAUGUAUUCAGAAAACACCUCAGAGAGUUCUACCCAUUGCUUACCAAGCUUGUGUGUUGUGAUCAGAUGGAUGUUCGUGGGGCACUCGGUGAACUUUUCAAGAGGCAACUUAGCACUCUAUUACCAUAAUGAUUUAUGCUUGCCGGUCCUUAAAGCUGCUCAGAUUGGAUGCAAAACUUCUGUCACCAUUGCAGCUCUUGUGUAUCAAAUUUUUUCAUAUGCUCCAUACACAGCCAUCCAUACAUUUUUGGAUGAUGACAUUUUUGCCUAUUGUUGUUUGUGCAUUCCCUCUGCUUUUGAUACAGUUUAACAAAACUCGAGUUACUCUGUCCGCUUGUGGACAUUUCCCCUUAAUGCUCUAUACACUAGGAUAAGUUAAGGUUGGCUGUUAUGUAUAGUUGUAAUUGUAAAAUGCUGGGGUAUUAAUUACAGUAGAUAGUUUGUGUUGAAAAUUUAUAUUACAGAGUAGUGUAUUAAUAGGGUUUAACUAAGUUUUACUUUGAACCCUGCAAUGUUUUUGCCUUUUGCAGCUUUGUGAAAAUUCAUCUCUAGUACUGUGAUAUACAUUAGUCGCAAAA